Molecule: messenger RNA, 2610 nt
Organism: Bacillus rossius redtenbacheri
Lineage: Eukaryota; Metazoa; Arthropoda; Insecta; Phasmatodea; Bacillidae
Product: ecdysone-induced protein 74EF-like
Exons: 7
Coding region: 849-1406 (185 amino acids)
Source: RefSeq, a predicted model, not a curated record
UGGACGUAGAGACGUCCCUAGACAUUUCAGGUUAGUGGACGUAUGCAGGGAUGCAUCGGCAUCCCUUGUGAAAAUUCGGAAGCAACGCAAAGAUGGCCGCAUCCACUACGAUGACACGGAAACGUAAACGGAUCUCACGAACAGAGUUUAUACAAUAACACGGAGACGGAUCACGGAUACGGAUCAAGUAAACGGAUUUCACGUAACAGAGUUUCUAUAAUAACACGCAGACGGACCUGUACGGAUUAGCUCGGCAUUGCUUAACUCUUCCGUUUACUAUGUUCCGUGCGACCAGAAGAAGUUGAGUACCUACUUGGCUGCGGUGGUAGCCAUGUUUAUUUAUGUUAUAAAUACUUGUUAAAAAUUGUUUUAAGUACACUAUCUAGUGCUCUAUUAUUAUUUUGUGGUUUAUUUUCAUUAUAUAAGCACAUUUUUACCUUUAAAUGCAAUCUCAUUGGUUUCCAUUUGUUACGUUUCCGUGCAUUGUGGAAGCAUUAGACGCGAUAGUGAAAUGUACCGUAAAAUCCGGCUUCUUGUCCGUGCCAUUGUACAACUGGCCUUAAGCUGGUAUUCGGUUGCAGCCAGUGAUGAGCGCAGAGUCGGUGACCAGGUUCUUCGGGGCUUACCGUCUGGAAGUUCCAGAAAACCGUUGUUCAUGUUUUGGAUAAGGUUCCAGAAACACCGUGAUAUUGCCAGGUCCCUGCUGGAGGAAGAGAGGGGCAGCGUGAGGUAACUCGGUCCACCCACCCUCCACGCUGGCAGACGCACUGCUACCCAGGCUGCAGCCCGCGGGCCAGGCCUUCUGCGGCGGCGGCGGCGGCAGUAGCGGCAGUAGCGGCAGUAGCGGCAUGCCCUUCAUCGACGACGACCUGCUGUGGUGCCCCGACAACGACGGCAAGAUGGUGGACCUGUCCCAGUGCCUGCAAGAGGGAGCUAGCGGGCAGCAGCAAGACCCGGGCGGGGGGCCCCAAGGCCUGGGGGAGCUGUCCCAGUCUGAUCUCACAGGGCUCGUGUCCAGCCUGGACGAGGAAGAAGACGACUUGCUAUUCAAGCAGCUCGACGACUCCAGCUUCGAACUGGACAACUUCUUCACUGACCUGGAGGAAAAGGAGGAGAACAACAACAACGUGGUCCAGGGCGGCGGACGUGGGGCGGCAUCGGCGGGAGAUCUCGUCUCCAGCAGCACCCCUUCUCCCAGCAAGGCGUCCGAGGCCCGUGCCGCCUCCAGGAAGCUGAACAUCGUGGCGGCCAACCCCCUCCUAGCAGAAAAGCUGGCCGCCCCACCUCCGCUUAUUCCGAUCAGACCACCGUCCGCAGUUCCACCGCCCAUCCCCAGUAAUGCUGCUACCCCCGUACCGAGUGACGGUGAAGACGGAGUGCAUCGUCGCGGACACGUGUACAGGUGAGUGCCGACGCUUUUCCUGUGAUGAGUUUCGCAGCUUCAUUUAGUAAGUAAUUUUGAAACAUUGUAAUUUAAUGAUUAUUAAAUUCAAUCAACAGUUGUCAGCUUGUUUGUACAUAUUUUACUGUAUGCAAUAUGGUUAGCCGUUAAAUCCCAGAAAAAUAGUUUACAAAAAAAUAAUUCGAUUUUUAUUUCUUCGCAAACACUUUCGUUAAUGCUUUGCUUCAUCCCCAAUGUUAUCUUUAUUUUAGUGUGAAUCAUAAGGAUGUUUCGCUAUAAAAGUGUUGCACUUUACGUCAGAUGUAUCUUAAACUUAUCAGCAAUUCACAAAAUUUCAGGCAAGCAUCCGCAUUUAAAAUGUUUUCCUGGAAAAUUUCGUCCUGGUCACUCUCGAGAGUUUCAUUUUCUGUGAUUCCACAAAUGUUUUCACGAAAGAAACGUACUUCUAUGUUCCCAGUCUCUAAAAAUUAUUCCAUAAAUAUUUUUCCACUGAAAAAUUAACUUAAUUACCAAACAUGUUGGGUGAAGCCACAUAUUAUCAGCUUUGCUAAGAUGCACCAAAAACCCUUUAUGGUAAUUUGGACAUUAUUUGGGCCCUAACUGUAGUCCACACAAUCCCGAAAAAACACACACCUGCAGAAAUAAUGUAUACUGUGUAUAUAAAUGCCUCAAGUAGUCGUUGCUUCUUGGAAGACAAACUAUUAAUUUUUUUUCUCAUAGAAUGCAAUCAUAAUAACUUUCUGUGAGUAAUCUGGGGAAAAUUCGAAAAUUACAAACAGAAUUGCUGUUCUUUGCAUUACAUUAAUUAGGAUAAAUAAAUAUUUCCUUUACUGCCAUUACCACAUACGGUGUGUAUGACUGAUCUGAGUAUUUAAAAAGUGCGUGUGCCGUUAAAAAUAAAGGAUACGUACGGAAGAAUAAAUUAAUGUAUUAAAAUAAUUUUAGUUUGAACGUGGGUUUAGGAUGUCCUAUUUCACGCGUUUUGCGAUCCCGCGCUAUGUGUACCACAGAUAAGUGGCUUGUUUUUUGUUUCCUUAUGUAGCAACAGCGCGCCUCGCGCACGAGUCGUCGUACUUGACACCAAUCCAGUCGCGCCGUCGGCUCCGGGCGGCCGGCGGAAGUCUGGGUUGCCCAAGUCCGAGUCGCGCAACGUGUCCCGGGGCCGACACUUCUCAGCACAGUGCACCUGUCUCGGAAAAGUAACGAAA